Messenger RNA from Enhydra lutris kenyoni (northern sea otter), 1281 nucleotides. Its product is annotated as spermatogenesis and oogenesis specific basic helix-loop-helix 2. Gene Ontology annotation, molecular function: RNA polymerase II cis-regulatory region sequence-specific DNA binding; DNA-binding transcription factor activity, RNA polymerase II-specific; protein dimerization activity. The record is from RefSeq and is a predicted model, not a curated record. Lineage: Eukaryota; Metazoa; Chordata; Mammalia; Carnivora; Mustelidae. Gene Ontology annotation, cellular component: nucleus. The transcript has 11 exons. Bases 1 to 1281 code for a protein of 426 amino acids. Gene Ontology annotation, biological process: regulation of DNA-templated transcription; spermatogenesis.
AUGGCGGCCUCAAUUAUCCGCCCAGAGCGCGGCCAAAUCUCUGGCCAGGCAAAAAUAGACCUCUUGUUAGUUGGAGACCUCACUGUUCAGUACCUGGCAGAUAUUGCACAGAAAUCCUUUUCAAAUAUUGCAAAAGUCACCAUAACCAUCAGGGAUGUGGGGCAGGCAGCCGCACUGCUGAAGGACCGCCCAUUUGACAUGGUUUUCCUGAAGAUGACUUCUUUGCCAACAGCCGAGUUGCUGGGAGCUAUCAAAUUAAUUAGAUUUAGCAAGAAGAAAAAUACACAUUUGCUGUUUGUUUUUAUCACCCCUGAGAAUUUUAAAGGUUGUGUUUCAGGGCACGGAGCUGACAUUACUCUAAAUGAACCAAUGACCAUCGAGAAAAUGAGUAUUGUGGUAAAGUACUGGAAAACCUAUUUCUCAAAUACUGCUAAGAUUGAAUAUUCUGUAAAGCCUGAAGAACCAGGAUUGCCCCUGCAGAAGUCCUGCAGUGAACAAUUGGGAUAUUUUUCUACUGAUCUAUUUGCUUGCUCUGGAUCUCUAAGAAAUGACUUUGGGCUUGAAUUAAAGGCUCCGUUGCCAGAUUUUGAAAAAAACAAAAAGAUAUCUCUUCUUCAUUCAAGCAAGGAAAAGCUAAGAAGAGAACGAAUCAAGUGUUGCUGUGAGCAGCUGCGUACUCUGUUGCCGUAUGUAAAGGGAAGAAAGAAUGACUCGGCUUCGAUUCUUGAGGCAACAGUUGAUUAUGUGAAGUACAUCCGGGAGAAAAUCCCCCCAGCCAUUAUGGGCCAGAUUACGGACAUACUUCAGAGCAAUAGGAGGUUUUGUAAGAAGCAGCAGAUGUCCAUCCAGCUAUCCCUCCCAGGCACGAUCACGGCACAAAGGGAAAACGGUGUGUUGACAAGCACUUAUUCACCUGUGAGAGGGAUCAGAUUCCUGACUAAUAAGUGCUUGAAUGUGUACUCUGUUCCUGCCUCAGGGGGCUCCUUGGAUGAAACUGUGAGAGGUCAGUCCAGCUCCACUUCAGAGAAUGCAAUUGGUGAUGUGUAUAAAACUCGAAUUCCCAGCAAAGCCCUCUCCCUUAAUUCCUUCCAUGCUGUCAGAUACUAUUCUAAAGUCAUCCCUUCCUAUGAUGCAGCUGCUGUAACAAAUCAGAACAUUUCAGUUCAUUUUCCAUCAGCUGUGCCCAGAGUCUCCAAGUUUCUUCCUCAGCAUUGCAAUGCUGUGCUGGGCCAGACGUGCACCACACAUCCCAACUGUCUGCAACAGUUUUGGGCAUAUUAA